Cyprinus carpio (common carp) is the source of this 1510-nucleotide messenger RNA. RefSeq lists its product as uncharacterized. Lineage: Eukaryota; Metazoa; Chordata; Actinopteri; Cypriniformes; Cyprinidae. The record is from RefSeq and is a predicted model, not a curated record.
UUGCUGGUUAAUGAGUGUGAGCACCUGCAGCUUCAGUUUUAAAAUUACCACUUCUCAAAAAAGGCUCUAGUGCUGAAAUUCACAGUGCGCAUACACUCACGCAGAGUCAUUCGAGCCUCUUCAGAUAACAGUACAUCAGAACAAACCAGCAACUGACCGAAAAGAAGAACCAUGAUAAGUUCCAGAACAGUUUGUUUUGUGUAUUUUGCAUUGCUCUUCGGAACGCCAAAUGCUAGCAAAACAUCAGUCACAGAAGAGAGUGGAACAAAUAAUAGCAUGUCUAUGACAAAUGAAAUAAAUGUCACCCCGACAACAUCUACGAAUAAGAAAGUGUCACCAGACCCAAACACUGACGAGACAACAUCUUUAAAUACAGACAGCAUUCAGACCACUACUAAACCUGAGGAAGGAUACUGUAUUUUCUCUCUACCAACUGAUGGAAAUAAACUGCAACUGAUUGUGGCUGCUCUCACAGUGGGCUGCUUGGUAUUGUUGCUGACCACACUGAUAUGCUCCUGUCAGGUUUGUCACCUGAGAGGAAUAAUCUCUAGUCUCCAGCCUCGUUAUGACAGCACUGACGAACAUGCCAGAAGAGAGAAGAGUGAAUCACCACGCCGAGAUGAAGGCCAAGUGGACGGGCACCCAACUGAGACCUGCUUGAUGCUAUCAGAGGUCACCACAGCACAAGAGGAGAGUAGAGAGGAUCAGAAGAACGAGACUGAGGAGAAGAAUGACACAGAGCAGUCCAGCGCUGAGCCGCCUGUGAAGGACCCAAAUGGCGACAUCACCCAAGAGAACAGUCCUGAGCCUGAUGCAAAAGCACCAGAGAGCUCAGACACAGAGGUGUGAUCACGAUCAGACACUUAAACUGGUGUCACACAACUUCCCCUGGUGACAUUUCAAGUCUGCACCUGCUUAAGCUUUAACUGUUAUCUACUGCAUAAGACUUAAAAAGGUCUGAAAUAUGAAAGUAUAAAAUUCUAUUGUAUUCUACAAUGAAAUCCUGAAAGUAUAAAAUUCUGAAAAUACUGCAAAUAAGCUUGUCACUCGCCACAUUGUCUCUCCUUAUUUUAGGCUAUAACAAUAUUGUAUGACCAUGUUUCAUAUGUGUGUGCAUUUACGUUGUCUGUAUUUUAAAUAAUACAUUUGUAUUUUGUUGUCAUCUAAAAAGAAAUCUUUAAACAUCCUUAAAAAGAUAUAUAUACUUGACAAACAACAAAAAAAUGUGUGAGAAGACUAUGUUUUGGGAAUAUAUCUAUUUAUUGAUUUCGUUUUUUAUGCUUAAAAAAAAAAAAAUACUUGCCAAUGUGGUAAGAUAAAUAAACUUAAUGAAAAAUAUUUCUCUGAUGUCAAUCAGAUUCAUCCAAUUUUAUGAUUAAACUUAUCUUGUUUUAAGGAUGUUAAAAUAUUUCUAGUAAAAAACAUGAAAAAAAGCUGAUUUGAAAAUGACUGUGCAGUUUUGUGUUUUUAAGAAUAAAACAAUUACAUGUCUUUAUUUUGAACCUUGAAA